Molecule: messenger RNA, 2637 nt
Organism: Trichosurus vulpecula (common brushtail)
Lineage: Eukaryota; Metazoa; Chordata; Mammalia; Diprotodontia; Phalangeridae
Gene: NUP43
Product: nucleoporin 43
Exons: 8
Coding region: 38-1180 (380 amino acids)
Cellular component (GO): nuclear pore outer ring
Molecular function (GO): protein binding
Source: RefSeq, a predicted model, not a curated record
GGGAUUCGGCGCGCGGUAGAGUUGCGGCCUCCCAGCCAUGGAAGAGAUCUUUGCCAAGUUCGUGUCCCAGAAGAUCAGCAAAACCCGCUGGCGGCCGGUACCCCCCGGGAGUCUGCAGCCCGCCGAGACCUUCGUCACCGGCUCUUGGGACAAUGAGGAAAACAGUGUUUCACUCUGGUGUAUUGGAGAUUUUGGUAACUUGAGCACUGAUGGAGGGUUUGAAGGAGAUCAUCAAUUAUUGUGUGACAUCAAACAUCAUGGUGAUGUAAUGGACUUGCAGUUUUUGGACCAGGAAAGAAUUGUAGCUGCUUCAUCAACAGGAUGUGUAACAGUUUUUCUUCACCAUCCGAAUAAUCAGACGCUUGCAGUCAGCCAGGAAUGGGUAGGAGCCCACUACCACAUUGGCCCAGGUAGUCCUUCCUAUAGGAGUGCACCAUGUACUGGUAUUGUAUGUAACAGUCCAGAGAUUGUUACUGUUGGAGAAGAUGGCAGAAUCAAUCUCUUCAGAGUUGAUUACAAGGAAGCUGUACGGACUAUAGAUAAUGCAGACAGUAGUACUCUCCAUGCAGUGACCUUCCUCCGAACUCCUGAGAUUCUCACAGUAAAUUCAAUUGGACAGUUAAAGAUAUGGGAUUUCAGACAGCAAGGAAGUGAACCAUCUCAGAUACUGUCACUGACUGGAGACAGAGUUCCACUUCACUGUGUUGAUAGACAUCCCAACCAGCAACAUGUUGUAGCUACAGGUGGUCAGGAUGGAAUGUUGAGUAUUUGGGAUGUUAGACAAGGUAGCAUGCCAGUGUCUCUGCUGAAGGCUCAUGAAGCUGAAAUGUGGGAAGUUCACUUCCACCCAUCCAACCCAGAUCAUCUGUUUACUUGCUCUGAAGAUGGAUCCCUUUGGCAUUGGGAUGCCUCCACAAAUGUUCCUGAAAAAUCAUCACUUUUUCACCAAGGUGGAAGAAAUAGCACAUUAUUAGCUCAUCCUUCAAGUAACCAGCUUAAUGUUAACCAAUCCCUUAUAAGUUCCUGGCUCAGCACUGAUCCAGCAAAAGAUCGUAUUGAGAUCACUAGUUUAUUGCCAAAUAGGACACUGUCCGUCAACAGCUUGGACGUUUUAGGAUCUUGUCUUCUUUGUGGAACUGAUGCAGAAGCAAUUUAUGUUACUAGACAACUUUUCUCAUGAAUGUUAAGUCUCAGUUCUGAGUUUUGAUUUGCCUCUGUUUUAACUGUUGAAUCCCAAUUUGUAUGUAAACUUCUCAGUGGGAACUUACAUUUUAAUGUGGAAUCAUUAGUAAAUGAAUGAACAGUUUUUAGUUUUGACAAUUGGGUAUACCUGUUACUUAAUUGUAAGACUUGGUGUCUGAUGACAGAAAACCUUGAACGUUCAAGAGAGUAUCAAAGAUAUCUUUGGGCUGCUGUUAUAUGCUUUAAAAUUUUUUUAACUUCUAAAAAUUAGCUGUAAUAACCUUCAUAUUACAUUAUAGUAAUGUUUAAGAAGCAAGUAUGUGCAUAGAUAAGCUGAUUUUCCAAGGUUUGGUAUGUUAAAAUUUUUCAUUGUGAGAAUAGUGAUAAGAUAGGGCAAAGAGGUUAACACUAGUUAUGCUGUCUUUUUCGUCAUUAACUAAAUGACCUCCUCUCCUUCACUAUUAAUGUGUAUGGAACAAAUAUUUUAUAAGGACACUAUCCUAGGCCCUGAAACUAACAAAUCUACAUCACUAAGAGAGGAAUUCUCCUUUAUAAUUUUGGUGAGGAGUCUACCAGUUUCAUGUUUCUUUAGGAACCACUGGCCAGUGUGAUUUCAUUUUAUUCUCUUAUUCAUUCUUAAUCACCUAUUUCCAUCUAUUCAACAUUGGUCCCCUUAUUCUAAAUGUGUCUGCUUAAGUCUUGGAAUGUCAACAUUAUAAAGGUGAGAAAAGCAAUCUAGUUCCUUUAGUAAUGUUUUUGAAAUGAACAUCAUGUAUAUAAGCCAAAAUUUAUUUUGGUUGAACAUUUUUUGUUACCAAAGAAAUUUAAUUUAAGCUUUCAAGAUUUAAUUUUUAAAAUCCUCAUAUGACUUUGUGCAUUUACAUUUAAUGCAGCUAGGAAAUUUGGUAAGCUAAAUUGCUUUGUCAUUGGGUAACGUAUAUAUAAAAAUAAUGAAUUUGGUCAUAUGGUGGGUUGUCUUUUACUAGGAUAUUGAUGGUAACUUAAUAUGAUGCUAUUAAUUAUGAUGCUAAAUUUUGUCAAAGUUUAUUAGGUCAAACAGUUUUCAUUAGACCAUUGAGAUUUAAGUCACAGCAGUGUUGACAUAACAGAACUUUAUGUUUACCUUAGGAUUUCAUGAAAAGAAAUAUUUUUUAUUUAGUUUUUCUAUUCAAAUAAAUAUUUUCACCAGAUUGUUAGUUACUCCAAUAUUGUCAUAUCUCAUUUAUUUUUGUAAUAAAACUUUAAAGCUGAAUACAUCUACCCACUUUAUUUUUAUGAAAUAGGGCCAUUGAUUUGAUUAGACAUGUACUCAGUAAUUCUGAUUAAAGAGAUGUCAGAUUAGAAUACUAGCUAAUACUGAGCAAGAAAGAAGAGUUAAGCGUAUGAAUUACCCUUCUGAAGGUGUAACUACUUAAAGUAAUAGAGAUGUGUCUUUUUUAAGAUAAGAAUGUUUGC